AUGUCGUCCUUGUCGCGCGUCCUGCGGCCCGCGCUGCGCGGCCCACGCCGGCUUGCCGGGUCCGUUGCCACCGCCCAUCGAGCGGCUGCUCGCCCGGCCACCCCAAGCACCAUUCUACAAAGCCGCCUGUCCACCACGGCGGCUCGCCGCUCCGGGACGGCGGUCGUCGACAUCACCGACAUCCCCCCCACGCCCAUCAGCCACCUGUCCGAGGUCGAGGCCGCCAUGGCCGAGUCCGUGGCCAAGUUCGCCAACGACGUCAUCCUCCCCCGGGCGCGCGACAUGGACGAGGCCGAGGACAUGGACCCCGACGUCGUGCGGAAGCUCUUCGAGCAGGGCCUGAUGGGCGUCGAGAUCCCCGAGGAGUACGGCGGCGCCGGCAUGAACUUCACCGCGGCCAUUGUCGGCAUCGAGGAGCUGGCGCGCGUCGACCCCAGCGUCAGCGUGCUGGUCGACGUCCACAACACGCUGUGCAACACGGCCGUCCUCAAGUACGGCUCCGAGGCCCUCAAGAAGAAGUGGCUGCCGCGCCUGGCCACCCAGACCGUGGCCUCGUUCUGCCUCUCGGAGCCCGUCUCCGGGUCCGACGCCUUCGCCAUGGCCACGCGCGCCGAGGAGACGGCCGACGGCGGCUUCCGCAUCAACGGCGGCAAGAUGUGGAUCACAAACUCCAAGGAGGCCGACUUCUUCAUCGUCUUUGCCAACCUCGACCCCGCCCAGGGCUACCGCGGCAUCAGCGCCUUCGUCGUCGAGAAGGGCACGCCCGGCUUCUCCGUCGCCAAGAAGGAGAAGAAGCUGGGCAUCCGCGCCAGCAGCACCUGCGUCCUGGCCUUUGACGACGUCGUCGUCCCCGGGGAGAACCUGCUCGGCGAGCGCGGCCAGGGCUACAGGUACGCCAUCAGCCUGCUCAACGAGGGCCGCAUCGGCAUCGCCGCCCAGAUGACCGGCCUGGCCCUGGGCGCCUUCGAGAACGCCGCCCGGUACGUCUGGAACGACCGCAGGCAGUUCGGCUCCCUGGUCGGCGAGUUCCAGGGCAUGCAGCACCAGAUUGCCCAGGCCUACACCGACAUCGCCGCCGCCCGCGCCCUCGUCUACAACGCCGCCCGGAAGAAGGAGGCCGGCCAGGACUUUGUCAGGGACGCCGCCAUGGCCAAGCUGUACGCGUCGCAGGUCGCCGGCCGCGUCUCCGGCCUGGCCGUCGAGUGGAUGGGCGGCAUGGGCUUCGUGCGCGAGGGCCUCGCCGAGAAGUUUUGGCGCGACAGCAAGAUCGGCGCCAUCUACGAGGGCACCAGCAACAUCCAGCUCAACACCAUAGCCAAGCUGCUUCAGAAAGAGUACACCUCCUGA
This is a messenger RNA of Ustilaginoidea virens, 1347 nucleotides long. RefSeq lists its product as uncharacterized. Gene Ontology annotation, cellular component: mitochondrion. The coding region runs from base 1 to 1347 and encodes 448 amino acids. NCBI's taxonomy places the organism in Eukaryota, Fungi, Ascomycota, Sordariomycetes, Hypocreales, Clavicipitaceae. Gene Ontology annotation, molecular function: flavin adenine dinucleotide binding; acyl-CoA dehydrogenase activity. The transcript is spliced from 2 exons. The record is from RefSeq and is a predicted model, not a curated record.